AGAUAAAAUUCGGUCUCGCCGAUUUGAAAUUUGGCCGCAAGAAAGGGUUUACUAGCAAGUUAUACAACGCAAUUUGUUGGUUGAUGUGCAAACAGUGAUAAAGUAAGAUGUAUAUGUUUCGGCGGUUCCAUGCAUUUAAGUGAUGGACCCAAAGCCAUUACAGAGAGCUGUUGUUGAAAGACGGAAAGAGGACACGGCGAAGUAUCGCGGGUGCUGGGAUGUUGCUAGUGUUUUCUUUGCCUCGUCCAUACGCAAAGACAAAGCAAAGCGAUGCGCGCCUAGCUUUAAGUUUCUCUUCUCUGCUCUCUCUCACUCCAUUCGCCAGUCUCCAUCGACCGUGAGAGGCAUGGAGGGAUGCGGCAUCCGACGAGGAGGGUUCCAUUUCUCCCUCGUUGUGGCAGCGGCGUGCCUCUUUCUCCUCCCUCCGACUGCCCACACCAACCCAGAAGCCGUCGAUUACUGCGAUAAGAAAGCCGAGUAUGCUGUCAAGGUCACGGGGGUAGAGAUUACUCCCGACCCGGUUGUGCGAGGCAAGCCGGCUACAUUCAGAAUCUCAGCAACUACUGGAGUUUCCAUAUCCAAGGGAAAAUUGGUUCUUGAUAUCAAAUACUUUGGGAUGCAUAUUCACAAAGAGACUCAUGACCUUUGCAAAGAGACAUCUUGCCCAGUAUCAAUUGGUGAUUUCAUGUUAUCCCAUGACGAGAUGCUUCCAUCAUAUGCUCCACCAGGUUCAUACACACUUAUCAUGAGGAUGAUUGGAGAGAAUGGUAGUGAACUGACAUGCAUCGACUUUGAUUUUAGUAUUGGAUCCUUGUCUCAACUUGCUGAUAACUGAAUGCAGGGAAGAUGAACCGUCAAAUGUAUUUUGGCCUUUGGCAUUAUGUAUGUACAUGUUGCACCAUGGGCAUGGUCUUGCUUUGAGGUUGCACCAUGGGCAUGGUCUUGCUUUGAGAUUUUGCUAUAAAUGAGUUGUAUCAAGGCCAAGUACUUCACCGUUGCAUAAUGACGAGAAUGUGGUUUGUCCUUGCAAAA
This is a messenger RNA of Elaeis guineensis (African oil palm), 1032 nucleotides long. RefSeq lists its product as uncharacterized. Lineage: Eukaryota; Viridiplantae; Streptophyta; Magnoliopsida; Arecales; Arecaceae. Gene Ontology annotation, biological process: intracellular sterol transport. Gene Ontology annotation, molecular function: sterol binding. The record is from RefSeq and is a predicted model, not a curated record.